Messenger RNA from Dufourea novaeangliae, 1483 nucleotides. RefSeq lists its product as uncharacterized. The transcript has 3 exons. Lineage: Eukaryota; Metazoa; Arthropoda; Insecta; Hymenoptera; Halictidae. Gene Ontology annotation, molecular function: protein binding. The coding region runs from base 8 to 1480 and encodes 490 amino acids. The record is from RefSeq and is a predicted model, not a curated record.
UGCGGUGAUGGCUCUGCUCUACAGAUUCGCGCAACUGCCUGAUAGCAGUGGCACGCGGGUCUUCUCGUUCGUCGUCACCAGGAGUGUGGUACGGGACCCCGAAAGAGACGUAACCAGCAAGGAGCUCGUAUGCGGCUUCCAACGAUGGUCCGUCGCGUUUUCACGUGGCAACAAGGUGCUGGGAGCCUACCUGGUAUGGCGUGGUGCCUCGAGGAACCUGCGUGUCUACGUGGACUUCACGUUCACGCUACUGAACCGUGAGCAUUUCUCGAUGAACGAGGGUUUCUCCGGGAAACGGGUGAAGUUUACGUACGAGGCGCCCGCCCAGGGGAACCGUAACUACAUCCCCGUCUCGGACCUGUACGACCGAAACUUCGCGGACACGAACGGCGAGUUUCAGCUGGAACUGGCGAUGUCGAACGUGCGUACCGUCUACAUGACCGAGCUCAAGAUGCCGAGCAGCACAUUUCCAGCCGGUCAAUCGAAACCGAACAAACUAGAGACCGAUUAUUUCGCGUUCGGCGGUUUCGAUUGGAAUCUGGUCGUUUAUCCGCACGGGAACAAAGAGCCAGAAGGUUACCGUGGCCAUGACAGUUGCGUCAGCGUCUAUCUGAUGAGGCUGACAGGAUUCGAUCAUCGUUGCCGUGUCCGUUACAGCGUCGCUUUAGGCGAGGGCGAGCGUAGAAUCGAUUCCGGUCAGAUUGAGGAUCUGUCUGACGCCGAGGGAUGCGGAUUCGGUUGGCAUCCACGAGUCAGGUGGUCGGAGAUCGCACACAAAGGUGUUGUACGCGUGUCCUUGGAGAUGGUCGAGGCUAGAACGAUCUGCGAGGUCGCGGUCCAGGCGCACGGACCCGCCGCAUUACCAGCGACACCUUGCUACGACCGAGACAAACAGGCGUGGACUCUUCGGGCCGAUCUACACUCGGACACAGUCAGACUUCACUUGGUGUACAAGGACAUCCAUAACGUGCCGCGGAAUCACUUGAGGUACGUCAGUUGGUCAGCCUAUCUGCUUCGAGACGAGGAACCGAACACGGUCGCGAUCAAUCUACCGGGGGGCCCGUUCAGUCGUUACUACGCCCAGGAGUCCGUGGACGAGGGUAUCAUCAUGGAGACGAAUCUGGAUACAAACGAGGUGAAGGACAACCGAUCGUUGUUCCUCACCGACAAGGGACAGUUACGGAUCCGUCUCGAGUGGAACGAGAGCCAUCUGCUGUUCCAGGCGACCUAUCACAAGUACGAUGACGUCUGUCGUAUACACAAUCAGCAAAUGCGGCGUGAGAUCGCGUCGUUGCAGGCGGAGAACUAUAGUCUCGAAAGGCAGCUGUUCAGCUAUCAGAAGAGUCUUGCAUACGCGCAGGCGCAACAGCAACAACAGCAGCAACAACAGCAACAACAACAAAACCAGAAUCAACAACAUCACGGCGGGCAUCAGCCGCAUCUCGAGAGAUCAGCGUCCACCGACACCGAAUAUGCCUGACAA